This is a messenger RNA of Triticum aestivum (bread wheat), 1740 nucleotides long. Its product is annotated as MADS-box transcription factor 15. NCBI's taxonomy places the organism in Eukaryota, Viridiplantae, Streptophyta, Magnoliopsida, Poales, Poaceae. Gene Ontology annotation, biological process: positive regulation of transcription by RNA polymerase II. Gene Ontology annotation, molecular function: protein dimerization activity; DNA-binding transcription factor activity; RNA polymerase II transcription regulatory region sequence-specific DNA binding. The transcript is spliced from 8 exons. The coding region runs from base 253 to 1068 and encodes 271 amino acids. Gene Ontology annotation, cellular component: nucleus. The record is from RefSeq and is a predicted model, not a curated record.
CUGAGCGUGUGGGGCCAUUUUAGGCGUCUCAGCCAAUAGGCGCUCGACAGCAUACGGGGCCCGGAACCACACUCGAUCGCACCCUCCCCCAAUUACACCACAAAUCCAUCCAUCCUCUUCCUCUCCCAUCUUUAAAGCUGCAUCCCAUCUCCCCUCACCGCCGCGGCGAGCCAGCGACGUCUCGCCUCCUCCCACCCCGGUCGCCGUGCGCGCCAUAGACACAAGAGCCGACAGCUAGAUCGGGAAAUCAGGAUGGGUCGCGGCAAGGUGCAGCUGAAGCGGAUAGAGAACAAGAUAAAUCGGCAGGUGACCUUCUCCAAGCGCCGCAACGGGCUCCUGAAGAAGGCGCACGAGAUCUCCGUCCUCUGUGACGCGGAGGUCGCCGUCAUCGUCUUCUCCCCCAAAGGCAAGCUCUAUGAGUACGCCACCGACUCCAGCAUGGACAAAAUUCUUGAACGUUAUGAGCGCUACUCUUAUGCUGAAAAGGCUCUUAUUUCAGCUGAAUCUGAAAGUGAGGGAAAUUGGUGCCACGAAUACAGGAAACUUAAGGCGAAGAUUGAGACCAUACAAAAAUGUCACAAGCACCUCAUGGGAGAGGAUCUGGAUUCUCUGAAUCUCAAAGAACUCCAACAACUGGAGCAGCAGCUGGAGAGUUCACUGAAGCACAUCAGAUCGAGAAAGAGCCAUCUUAUGAUGGAGUCCAUUUCUGAGCUACAGAAGAAGGAGAGGUCACUGCAGGAGGAGAACAAGGCCCUACAGAAGGAACUGGUGGAGAGGCAGAAGGCGGCGGCCAGCAGGCAGCAGCAGCAGCAACAACAACAACAGAUGCAGUGGGAGCACCAAACCCAGACCCAUACCCAAAACCAACCCCAAGCCCAGACCAGCUCAUCAUCUUCCAGUUUCAUGAUGAGGGAUCAGCAGGCCCAUGCCCCUCAACAGAACAUUUGCUACCCGCCAGUGACGAUGGGUGGGGAGGCGGCAGCGGCGGCAGCAGCAGCGCCGGGGCAGCAGGCUCAGCUUCGCAUUGGAGGCCUGCCUCCAUGGAUGCUUAGCCACCUCAACGCUUGAGGAAGGAAGAGGUUUAAUUUCCAAAGCAGCUGAAACAGCAUUAAUCGGCACACUAGCAAUUAAGCUGCUAUGGUUAUGUUUGCUUGCCCCUACCCUUAUAUAUAUGAUUUGCAAGGUAAAAAAAUGAGCAGAGAGAUCAGGAAUGCUGGUUCACUGUAUAAUUUUGUUGCAUGUUCAGCAACACGUACCAGUUGAUGCAAACAUGCAUGCUUAGCAACCAACCAAUUACCUUAGCAUGGAUGACUUGCUUGGCUUAAUUAUGGAAAGCUAGGUUGCGUGAUGACGUGUGUAUAUAUAUGAUAUAUUUUUAUAUUUUAUCUGAAAUCUAAAUGGGUGAAUGAAUAAGGCCAGGUUCAAGGCUGUGAGAUCAGCCAUCCCUUGGCCCCGCUGCAUGUAAUUUCUGCCAACAUGGAGGCCCUAGAGAUAAAGCCAUCUCUUCGUGAAGAUGUAUAUACAUAUGGUUCUAGAAUCUAGAUAGAAAGGAAUGUCACAUCUAGAGGAAAAAUAGGCAAUAAUACUGCAGAGACGUCAACACUAUCUCUACCAUUGUGUAUAGCUAUGCUUUUGUUUGUUUUGUCCUAUAAGUGAUACCAGAAUGUACAAACGAUAACAUGCAUUCCCUGCCUUUCUUGUGUUUUAAUCCUUUCAAUGAAUAGUAGUUGUUUUUCUUCA